Messenger RNA from Procambarus clarkii (red swamp crayfish), 1836 nucleotides. Its product is annotated as mucin-22-like. The record is from RefSeq and is a predicted model, not a curated record. Lineage: Eukaryota; Metazoa; Arthropoda; Malacostraca; Decapoda; Cambaridae.
AUGAGAUAUGAGGAAGGUGAAGAGGAGGAGGAGGAGGAGGAGGAAAAUAACGAAAAGAUUCUGAGGAUUAAAUCACAGACCACAGCAGACACUGUGGCCAGCUCCCCCACGACUGUCUCACUCACAGAGACCACAGCAGACACUGUGGCCAGCUCCCCCACGACUGUCUCACUCACAGAGACCACAGCAGACACUGUGAGAGGUUCUAGCACGACUGUCUCACUCACAGAGACCACAGCAGACACUGUGGCCAGCUCUCCCACGACUGUCUCACUCACAGAGACCACAGCAGACACUGUGGCCAGCUCCCCCACGACUGUCUCACUCACAGAGACCACAGCAGACACUGUGGCCAGCUCUCCCACGACUGUCCCACUCACAGAGACCACAGCAGACACUGUGGCCAGCUCUCCCACGACUGUCUCACUCACAGAGACCACAGCAGACACUGUGGCCAGCUCUCCCACGACUGUCUCACUCACAGAGACCACAGCAGACACUGUGGCCAGCUCUCCCACGACUGUCUCACUCACAGAGACCACAGCAGACACUGUGGCCAGCUCUCCCACGACUGUCUCACUCACAGAGACCACAGCAGACACUGUGGCCAGCUCCCCCACGACUGUCUCACUCACAGAGACCACAGCAGACACUGUGAGAGGUUCUAGCACGACUGUCUCACUCACAGAGACCACAGCAGACACUAUGGCAAGCUCUCCCACGACUGUCCCACUUACAGAGACCACAGCAGACACUGUGAGAGGUUCUAGCACGCCUGUCCCACUCACAGAGACCACAGCAGACACUGUGGCAAGCUCUCCCACGACUGUCCCACUCACAGAGACCACAGCAGACACUGUGAGAGGUUCUAGCCCGACUGUCUCACUCACAGAGACCACAGCAGACACUAUGGCCAGCUCUCCCAGGACUGUCCCACUCACAGAGACCAAAGCAGACAUUGUGGGCAGCUCUCCCAGGGCUGUCCCACUCACAGAGACCACAGCAGACACUGUGGCCAGCUCCCCCAGGACUGUCCCACUCACAGAGACCACAGCAGACAGUGUGGGCAGCUCUCCCAGGGCUGUCCCACUCACAGAGACCACAGCAGACACUGUGGCCAGCUCCCCCAGGACUGUCCCACUCACAGAGACCACAACAGACAUUGUGGGCAGCUCUCCCAGGGCUGUCCCACUCACAGAGACCACAGCAGACACUGUGGGCAGCUCUCCCAGGGCUGUCCCACUCACAGAGACCACAGCAGACACUGUGGCCAGCUUCCCCAGGACUGUCCCACUCUCAGAGACCACAGCAGACACUGUGGCCAGCUCCCCCACGACUGUCCCACUCACAGAGACCACAGCAGACACUGUGGCCAGCUCCCCCACGACUGUCCCACUCACAGAGACCACAGCAGACACUGUGGCCAGCUCCCCCAGGACUGUCCCACUCACAGAGACCACAGCAGACACUGUGGCCAGCUCUCCCACGACUGUCCCACUCACAGAGACCACAGCAGACACUGUGGCCAGCUCCCCCAUGACUGUCUCACUCACAGAGACCACAGCAGACACUAUGGCAAGCUCUCCCAGGACUGUCUCACUCACAGAGACCACAGCAGACACUGUGGCCAGCUCUCCCACGACUGUCCCACUCACAGAGACCACAGCAGACACUGUGAGAGGUUCUAGCACGACUGUCCCACUCACAGAGACCACAGCAGCUCUGCGGGUACUCACGCCGCAGACCCAUCACAAGGGCUACCACCUCCAGGGCACCACAGAACCACUGACGUUGGUCAGCGUUUAUGUACCUCAAAGUCCCUUCAUGUCCCCAUAA